UUUGCUUCUGAAUGUCGCGGGCUAAUAGCUUGCGCACUUUAGCUUAGCAUUAUCGUUUUAGCCACGGAAUGGAUAAUUGAAUCUUAUCCAACCAACUAUCACAACUUAUCUUAUUAUAUCCACAUGCCCGAACUAGGAUAAUGUUAUUGAUUCAAUCAUGACCUCGCUGUCAUCGUCGUCAUUAUCUCAGUUGACGGGGUCAAGCUCUUCAUGCAGGACUCUUCCCGGGGAAGGGACUCAGGUCCACCCCAGAGCUCCUCUACUGCAGAUCCUGAGAGUAGCAGGUGCUCGGGAGGAGGUGUUUACUCUGAAGGAGGUCAUGCACUACCUGGGUCAGUACAUCAUGAUGAAGCAGCUGUAUGACAAACAGAGACAACACAUCGUCCACUGUCAAGAUGACCCACUCGGAGAGCUACUGGAAGUUGGGAGCUUUUCCGUUAAGAACCCCAGCCCUGUGUAUGAGAUGUUGAAGAGGAAUUUGUUUAUUUUGAAUAAUUCGGAUGCAGCAAAGAAUCUUUCUGUCGGCAAGGAUUCUAAUGAGUCUCCAAGUGAAGAUCCUGGUCAGGUGUCCAGUGGGUCGAUUAGCUCUGGACAGGCUCUCAUUGUUGGCAGUACCAGCACUGGCGCUACACAGAGCUGCUCACAGCGCAGGCCACGCGAUCCUGAUGAAGACUCCUCAGACGGCUUACCCAGGUCUGCUUGCAAACGGCCAAAGCUGGAUGUGACUCUGGAAGAGUGGGACCUUUCUGGGUUGCCCUGGUGGUUUCUGGGUAACCUGCGAAGUAAUUACACUCGCCGAAGCAAUGGCUCAACUGAUAUUCACACCAAUCAACUCUCUCCUGUACAGGAUGAGGACACGGCCAUCGUUUCUGACACCACAGAUGAUCUUUGGUUCCUAAAUGAGGCAGAAAGCGAGCAAGUGAGUGUGGACAUGAAGGAGGCGGUGCUUGAGCAGGGAAGUGAUGCAGAGUCUCCACAUGAAGAAGAGGAGACCAGGAAAGACAAUAAAGAUGACAGGAAGAUGCAAGAAGAACAGGAUGAUGACUCCCAGUGUUUAAGUGAUGACACUGAUACUGAAAUCUCCACACAGGAUGCAUGGCAGUGCUCAGAGUGCCGCAAAUUUAACACCCCUCUUCAACGGUACUGCAUGCGCUGCUGGGCUCUGCGGAAAGACUGGUACAAGGAUUGUCCUCGUCUCGUACACUCCAUCUCUGUUCCAGACAUCCCCGCCUGCAUUUCACGUCCUGAGAGGGAGGAAGACGAGGAGGAUGAUGGAAUCGACAUGCCUGACUGCCUUAGGACUGUGUCUGACCCUGUCGUCCUCCCCUCGCACCACGUCUCUAGAAACAUCCCCCCAUCAUCCGCUUCGUCGUCAAAAGGAAAGGGUCCUUCCCAGCUUCACCCCCACUUACAGGAGAGCUCAGAGGGUGACAGCCAGGACACGCUGGACAUGGAGACAGAAUGCCAACCCGAGGCCUUGCUAGAACCCUGCAAGCUGUGCCGAGUGCGGCCGCGAAACGGCAAUAUCAUCCAUGGCCGCACAGCUCACCUGAUCACCUGUUUUCCCUGUGCCCGCAAGCUGCACAAAUUUCAUGCUCCUUGCCCGGGCUGUGGCCAGGUUAUACAGAAGGUCAUCAAAACCUUCAUAGCAUGACCGAAACAUCUUCAAGCCGCACGCAUGUAUUAAACACACACUCGCUUGCUACUUAAAAAAAAAGUUUAUAUACACAAUAUAUACGCAAGGAGGCAGAGAAAUUGACAAACGGUUGCUGGGCUAAAAUGAAAAUAGUACAAUGUAUCUAUAAUAAUUUUAUUGUAAAGUACAAAUCGAGUAUAAAUAAUGUACAGAAUCUAACUUAAAGAAACUGGCCUCAUAUUGAUAGUUCGCCAUUGUUUUGUUACCGUAACUUGGCUAAAGACAGUUUGCUACUGCCUUAUUGGGAAGAUAUGCAUAAUUAAAAUCCUAACCUCUGUACAGUCCACUCAGUUUGUAAUUGCACAUUUAAAAUGCCUUUCAAUGUACUUGACAAACUUUGGUUUUACUUUAUUUUAGAAGAUUUUUCCCCUUGUGGAUUUCUGGCACUUAACUAAAGCAUCACUUAAGUUGACCUGGUGAAAGGUUUUUCUUUAGACAGGUGCUUGAAACUGAUUAAAUGGGAAUAUUUAUUUAUUUAUAAACUUUGGUUUUUGUAGAUGGCAUCUAAUAGAAUGACCAGUCAACAGUUCCAAGUCAUUCCUGUGCUAUGAGAAGAACCAAUUAUAUUACAGAUUGUGAAGUAUUACAACACCUUUGGAUGUAGAGGUGGUACAAUAGAAAA
Messenger RNA from Rhinichthys klamathensis goyatoka, 2318 nucleotides. RefSeq names its product MDM4 regulator of p53 (gene mdm4). Gene Ontology annotation, biological process: protein ubiquitination; regulation of cell cycle; negative regulation of apoptotic process. Gene Ontology annotation, cellular component: nucleus. The record is from RefSeq and is a predicted model, not a curated record. Lineage: Eukaryota; Metazoa; Chordata; Actinopteri; Cypriniformes; Leuciscidae. Bases 158 to 1654 code for a protein of 498 amino acids. Gene Ontology annotation, molecular function: ubiquitin-protein transferase activity. The transcript is spliced from 11 exons.